Messenger RNA from Patiria miniata (bat star), 515 nucleotides. Its product is annotated as retinoschisin-like. Lineage: Eukaryota; Metazoa; Echinodermata; Asteroidea; Valvatida; Asterinidae. The coding region runs from base 23 to 451 and encodes 142 amino acids. The transcript has 3 exons. The record is from RefSeq and is a predicted model, not a curated record.
UUCCAGUCUGCAACCCCUUGGUAUGGAGAACGGGACAAUACAAGAUAAUCGCAUCUCGGCGUCCAAUAUUCGCAGCUGUUGCCCUGCAAGUCAGGCACGCCUAAACAAUUACAUUGGAUGGCAAGCCUAUUACUUCACCAAUGCCUGGAUCGAGGUGAACCUCGAUGAGCCUACAGUGGUCAGCGGGGUCAUCACACAAGGCUACCCCUCUCACGAUUAUUAUGUGAAGAAGUACAAGGUGUCGUACAAGAAGCAGUCCUCAUCUGACUAUGAACACGUAACAGAUGGAAACGGAAAUAACAAGGUGUUCAUCGGUAACACUGAUGGCGACACCCCGGUCACUAACCUGUUUGAUGAGAGUGUGGUCGCCACGGUAGUGCGCAUUGAGCCUACUGGAUGGUAUGGUUAUGUUGCUCUGCGAUUGGAGCUGCUUGGAUGUCGCCGUGAUUAAUUCAGCUGAAGCAUUCAGUUGAUUCUGUUCGACAGCGCUGACAUUUCAUUCAAUGCAAAAUAAA